Molecule: messenger RNA, 978 nt
Organism: Penicillium expansum
Lineage: Eukaryota; Fungi; Ascomycota; Eurotiomycetes; Eurotiales; Aspergillaceae
Exons: 1
Coding region: 1-978 (325 amino acids)
Source: RefSeq, a predicted model, not a curated record
AUGUCGACCCCAACUACCCGUCUUAUACCGGCAUCUUCACGUACUCUUCUUCUUACCCUCGACGCGUUCGGCACCCUUUUCCACCCGCGUCUCCCCGUCCCAGAACAAUAUGCCGCGACCGCGCACCAAUUCGGAUUAUCGCGCACUACCGUCACCCCGGACAAACUCGAAACCGCAUUCAGGGAUACCUUUCGUGCACAGAUGCAUCAAUACCCGAAUUACGGCCGCGCGGAUGUUCUCCGAGGCCAAUAUGGGGGGCCAAGGCAGUGGUGGGAAGAGGUGAUCAGGGGGAGUUUCAGGCGUGUUUUGUCCACAGACGAUGUGGAGACGCGUCCUGGAAAUUCCAAAGAGCAUAUUCCUGAUGGCAUGGUGGAAGCCUUACUAGAUCGAUUUGCUGGCCCCGAGGGGUAUGCGCUCUAUGACGAUGUGCUACCAUUCUUCCGCCGAAUGCGCAGACUCAAGUCCGCGCGUAAGUGGUCGUUUGAUAGAAUUAUUGUGGGGGUGAUAUCCAAUUCGGAUGACCGCGUCCCCGCUGUGCUCAAGUCGCUGGGGUUGACGGUUGGUGAUAUGCGUGCCGACCAGGAUAAAUCGAGUAUGGAUCUUCCAGGGUUUGAGGAACGAAAUUUCAAAAAAGAUGCUGCCGGGGAAUACAACAACGAUCAUGUAGACCGCAACUUGGAACUUGAUAUUGAUAUGGUCAUUACGAGUUAUGAGGCCGGUCAAGAGAAACCUCAUCGCUUGAUCUUUGACGUGACGAGACGGCAGGCUCUAAAGGUCGCCCGCCCAUGGUUGACCAGCAGAACCAAAUUUAUCUCCGUGCAUGUUGGGGAUGAUUUUGAAAAGGAUCAUGAAGCUGCAAGGGCUGCAGGCUGGGAGAGCUACAUGCUUCGUCGAGAUCCUCUUGAAACCGAUGACUUCAAAGCGAAACAAUUCGGAGAUCUUCUAAAGUUGACAGAUAAAUUGGAGAUUUUCCCAUAA